Molecule: messenger RNA, 3180 nt
Organism: Pestalotiopsis fici W106-1
Lineage: Eukaryota; Fungi; Ascomycota; Sordariomycetes; Amphisphaeriales; Sporocadaceae
Exons: 1
Coding region: 1-3180 (1059 amino acids)
Source: RefSeq, a predicted model, not a curated record
AUGGACGAGCUUGAGAAGCAGAGACGCGAGCUGGAGGCGAUUGCCGCCAAAUUAGAGGAGGGACGCCUACUGCUCGAUGCAGCUGUAAAGUCUGUGCAAGACGGCCAGGCCAGAAGUACAGACUUGCCCAAGUAUCAAGAGGAGGCACGAAAAUUGUGCCAAGAAAAGGCAAAUCAUACACAGGCCCUGUCAAGCCGCCUGGAAGCUUGGAAAAAGGAGCUACAGUAUAUCAAAGAAGGCACACAAGCUCUCCAAGAGGUUGCCGAGAAUGAUGGCAACUGGUUUCGGAUCAGGUGGGAGGCCUACCAGAUUCAAGAGGAAAUAUACCACAAAGCAUUGCUUGUCACCACUUCUCGUACCACCUUGCCGGCUGAGCUGCCGGAAUAUAUCAAGAGGCUCGUGCCCAUGAAUGUCAGGGAAGAGAUGACGACGCCGCUCAAGAAAAUGAUUGAGAGACGGGACAAAACCAUUGAAAGACUCGAGGCCGAGGCCAGAGAUGCCGAUAAUCAGCAUGAGAGAGCAAUUGAAAGACUCGAGGCCGAGGCCGAAGAUGUCGAUAAUCAGCAUGAGAGAGCAAUUGAAAGACUCAAAAGUCAACAUGAGAAAGAAGUCGAGGACCUCGAAAGUCGACAUGAGAAAGAAGUCGAGGACCUCAAUACGCAGUUGAGGCAUGCAGAGAGCCGGACCGUGGCUGCCAAGGCAGAUCGCGAGUCUACUAUCUCGCUUUACAAUGCCGAGCAGACAAUCAUUCAAGAAAAGGGCCAGAUCAUCAAGUCCUUGAAGGAGAACAUCAACACGUUGAAGGAGGAGAUUGCAUCUCAAAAGGCUACCAUUGAAGACAGGGAUCUGAUUAUUAAAACAAAGGACAAGUAUAUCAACACGUUGAAGGAAAAGAUUGCAACUCAAAAGGCUACGAUUAAAGACGGGGUUGUGACUCUUACAACAAAGGAUACGUCUAUCAACACGUUGAAGGAGGAGAUUGCAUCUCAAAAGGCCACCAUUCAAGACAGGGAUGUGACCAUUACAACAAAGGACAAGUAUAUCAAUUCCUUGAAGGAGAAGAUUGCAACUCAAAAGGCUACGAUUAAAGACGGGGACGUGACUAUUACAACAAAGGAUAAGUUUAUCAACACGUUAAAGACAACCAUUGACUCUAAAAAGGACGUCAUUAGAGCCAAGAAUGCAGAAAUUCAGGAAAAGGUUGAAUUGAUCGACUCCUUGGAGAAAGAGGUCCAGUCCAGUCAGGGGGCCGUCAAUGCCCACAAGAAGACGAUCGGUUUCCUACGCGGCAGGAUUUCAUCGAGCAAGAGAGUGACCAAGCUCAAGGGCAGGACCAUUGAGUCUUUGCGAAAGACUAUCAAGUCCCGCAAAUUGUUACUCGAUGCGAGAAAGAAGAAAAUCAGUCUUGUAGCAGCUAGACUGUCGAGUGUCAAGGCUUCGAGAGCUGCGACAAUGACUAGCCUCGGCGAUUUGCAAGGUCGAUACGACGCCAGACAGGCCGAAUUGGCCAUUUUGCAGGGUUAUAAUACCAAUUUGUUACGCAAUAUUGCUCGGUUGUCUGAAAGAAGAGAGAACCUGGAAGAAGUUUGGGUGUCUGCCAAUGGCUUGCUGCAAGCCAUGGAGAACCUGGGCCAGAUCAGGACCGAGACUAUCAAGUCGUUACGAGGUCAAGUGGAAUCUAAUCAGGCAUUGAUGGCUAACAAGGACAGGGCCAUUGCGUCUUUGGAGACUGAAAAGACAACAGCCAACAACAGUAUCGAUGCAUUGAAUCAUACCAGUGCUGAGAAGACCGAGACCAUUACGUCGUUGACAGCUAAUGUUGCAUCUAGGGAUCAAGACAAGAAACGCCUGGAGGAAGACAUGAAGGCUCUUGAAUCUAGUCAUGCAAAUGCUGUUGAGCAGUUGAAAUCAGAGCAAGCACAAGCGAUGCAGAAGCUCAGUGGCAAGGCGGAACAAGACUUGCUAGAAAAGGCACGGCAGGUUGAGGGGCUCAAGACCGAGCUUUCCCAGAAGGAGGCCGAACUUUCCGGGAAGCAAAGUGAACUUUCCGGUAAGCAAACUGAACUUUUCCGGAAGGAGACCGAACUUUCCCGGAAGCAGGCCGAACUUUCGGGAAAGCAGACGGAACUUUCGGGGACGCAGAGGGAACUUUCGGGGACGCAGGCCGAACUUUUCAGAAAGGAGGCCGAGCUCCAGUCAAGCAAGCAAUCUCUUGACAAGGCAGACGAGACCGUCAACAGCCUGCGUCAAAAGGUUACGGACCUGACAGCUAAUGCGCGCAAGGGCGCGGAUCUGGCUCGAGUCAACUCUGGUCGCAUCCAGGACCUCGAGGCGCAAAAGGUCAUACUAACAGAGGGUUUAGCUGUAUCUUUUGCUACCGAGUUCAAGUCAAGCGCUGACGUGGCAUCAUGGGUGCCAUUCGUCAACAGCCUGGCUAAACACACUUGUGGGAAUGCACAACCUUUGGCGGGCGAAAAACCUUGGGUUAUUCUCCCCCCGUGGACCUCGGAUGACCCGGUGGGUGAGAAGCCCGCCCCGAGCUCAGUGACGUCUCUCUGUGGGCAGCUCUUUUCGGGUCUUUUAAAGACUGAAUUCAACAACUGCCACAUUCAUCUCCUUGGCAUGUUGACCAAGUCUCUGGCAGAAGAGGCGUCCCCGCCAGUCAAUCUGGUUAUCCUGGUGCUUGAAAAAUGCUUGGCCGAAUCUGAGCAACGUCAUGUUACCCAGCACACGUUUGACCACUUUUACCUGAUUCCCCUUUGGCAAGUUGCCACGGUUUUGAGCGACAGGUGGCCGGACCAUCCAACGCAGUCCUUGUGUGACAAGGUCCGUGAUUUGGUGUCUAGCUGUUACUGUGCGCCAGUUUAUGACGCCAUCAAAAAUGGUUGCGAUGCAAUGGCUUCACAACUUGUGGGACUGGAAGAACCAAGUCGCCAGAGCAUGUUUUUGCCCACUCUUGGAAUGGGUUUCAUGGGGUUUGGCGGACAACUCCGCGAAGGAAUUCUGGUUGUUUGCCCCCGUGAUCGAUCUCUCAGGCUUGUAACAAGCAGCCAGUGUGUAUGGGAAGGCGAUGUUUAUCGCAUGCGAGCUCCACAAGGGGAGCAGGAUAUUCUGCUGGAGCCCAAGACGAGCGCAGAAUAUUUCUGGAUCUUUGCUAAUACCGAUCAAAAGUAUGUAUAG